AUACCUAAGUAUCCAACACUAUAUAUUAAAUCAUUCUCUUCUAGCCUUUUGUAAGUGCAUGAAAUAAAAUAGAUUAUAACUACGAUAUUUUCACUGCUAGGUAUAAUUUUUCAGUGUCAAGUUGAACUUGGUACAGGCUAGCAUAUGUUCAUAAAAAAAAAGUACGGACUAGCUUAAUAUAUAUUAUUGAGGAGGAUAUCCUGUCUGAUCAUUAAUUCGAGGGGUCAUUGCAAGCUGUGUUCACUCAAAAGGUUUUGAAUUGUCGAUUAACAGAAGACAAAACAAACUUUUUUUAUUGCAUGGUAUCUGUAGUCCUCCUUUGGAGCUAGCUAGAAGAGCAUACACAUAUACAAAAAGAAACAAGUGGCACAGACAAUUUCUUUAGGAGACAUGAACAUGGAAGAAGCAAAAGAAAAGAGAGAGAUUAACGAGAGAGAGGACUUAGAAGGAGUAACAAUUGAUUCUGAAGGGUGGAAGAAAACCCAGCAACCAUGGAAUAAGCAGAUAACUAUAAGGGGAAUGGUGGUGAGCAUCAUGAUUGGAACCAUGUACAGUGUGAUAGCCAUGAAGUUGAACCUCACAACUGGGCUGGUUCCUAAUCUAAAUGUCUCUGCAGCACUUAUUGCUUUUGUAUUUAUCCGAUCAUGGACAAAGAUGCUAGAAAAGGCAGGGUUUGUGUCAAAGCCUUUCAGUCGGCAAGAGAAUACUAUGAUACAAACUUGUGCAGUUGCAUGCUAUAGCAUUGCUGUUGGAGGCGGAUUUGCUUCGUAUCUCUUGGCAUUAAACAAGAAGACAUAUUUGUUGUCUGGGGUCAACAACGAGGGAAACUCAAUAAAGAGUGUCAAGGAGCCUGGGUUUGUUUGGAUGACUGGUUACCUCUUUGUAGUCUGCUUUGUUGGCCUUUUUGUCUUAGUUCCCCUGAGGAAGAUAAUGAUAGUAGAUCUCAAAUUGACUUAUCCAAGUGGCUUGGCAACCGCGGUUCUCAUUAAUGGUUUCCACAGUCAGGGGGAUAAGAUGGCAAGGAAGCAAGUGAAAGGGUUCAUGAAAUAUUUUUCGAUUAGUUUCUUGUGGGGUUUCUUUAAAUGGUUUUUCAGUGGAAAAGAUAAUUGUGGAUUUGGACAGUUCCCUACCUUUGGAUUGCAAGCGUGGAAGCACACAUUCUACUUCGACUUUGGCUUGACUUAUGUUGGAGCUGGGAUGAUUUGUUCCCACCUUGUAAACUUGUCUCUGGUUCUUGGAGCUGUGCUUUCCAAUGGAAUAAUGUGGCCACUCAUUGGUCGGCUUAAAGGACAUUGGUUCUCUGAGAGUUUGGAAGAAACUGACAUGAAGAGUUUGUAUGGUUACAAGGUUUUCCUAUCCGUUGCUUUAAUCCUAGGUGAUGGGAUUUACAAUUUCAUCAAGAUAUUGGCAUGCACAAUCAUUAACAUCCAUGGCAAAUUCAAGAACAAGGACGCCAACAUGGAUGUGGACGACCAAGGGAACCCCAUUGAAGUUUUGAAACAGAACGAAGUAUUCCUGAAAGAAAACAUUCCCAUGUGGGUUGCACUCACUGGCUACAUCAUCUUUGCCAUCGUAUCUAUAAUAGUGAUCCCACUGAUGUUCCAUCAACUUAAAUGGUACUACGUUGUCAUAGCCUAUUUUCUUGCUCCAUCUCUAGCAUUCUGCAACGCUUAUGGAGCCGGCCUCACGGAUAUGAACAUGGCGUAUAAUUAUGGGAAAGUAGCCCUCUUUGUCCUGGCUGCAUUGAGUGGAAAAGAAGAUGGUUUGGUGGCAGGACUUAUUGGGUGUGGUAUAAUAAAAUCUGUUGUUUCUGUGGCUUGCAUUCUUAUGCAAGAUUUCAAAACAGCACAAUUGACUAGUACUUCUCCCAGAGCAAUGUUCUUGAGCCAAGCCAUUGGCACGGCGUUAGGCUGUAUAAUGGCACCCCUUAGCUUCUUCCUUUUCUACAAGGCCUUUGAUGUGGGAAACCCAAAUGGAGAGUUCAAAGCUCCUUAUGCGUUGAUCUACAGAAACAUGGCCAUUCUAGGUGUUGAAGGCUUCUCAGCUCUCCCUCGCCACUGCCUGCAACUCUGCUAUGGCUUCUUUGCCUUUGCAGUAGGAAUUAAUGUAGUGAGAGAUCUUGCGCCACCAAAGAUCGGAAAAUAUAUGCCACUUCCUAUGGUCAUGGCAGUGCCCUUUUUAGUUGGGGCAUACUUUGCGAUUGAUAUGGGAAUUGGGAGUUUGAUUGUGUUUGUGUGGUACAAGGUUAACUCAAAGAAGGCCAAGUUGAUGGUUCCUGCAGUUGCUUCUGGAUUAAUUUGCGGGGAGGGACUUUGGACGCUUCCUGCUUCAGUUCUUGCUUUGGCCAAAAUUAAGCCUCCCAUUUGUAUGAAAUUUGUGCGUUCCUAGAAAAAGCAGUAGAAAGAUUUGUGGGGAGAAUAGUAACAACAUUAAAGGGCACACAUGGUUAUGCACAAACUUGUUAGUUGUUAGUGCGAAGUGCAACAAAAAUUAUACAAAAGUGAUCCGCAGAGAGCGGAACAGAUUAUAUCCUUUCUCAAACGACAAUAAGAAUGCAUCUUAUUUCUUUCCA
This is a messenger RNA of Quercus robur (English oak), 2572 nucleotides long. RefSeq names its product metal-nicotianamine transporter YSL1. Gene Ontology annotation, cellular component: plasma membrane. NCBI's taxonomy places the organism in Eukaryota, Viridiplantae, Streptophyta, Magnoliopsida, Fagales, Fagaceae. The record is from RefSeq and is a predicted model, not a curated record. Bases 391 to 2388 code for a protein of 665 amino acids. Gene Ontology annotation, biological process: response to iron ion; seed development. The transcript has 8 exons. Gene Ontology annotation, molecular function: oligopeptide transmembrane transporter activity; iron-nicotianamine transmembrane transporter activity.